AUGGCUCACCUACUGCCUGAUUUAAUUUCUCAGAAUCAAGCAGGUUUUGUGAAGGGUAGGAGUAUAGUACAGAAUAUCUUGUUGACAAAGGAGAUUAUUACUGAUAUUAGACUCAGAACCAAGAAAAGGAAUCAGGUUGUACCUAAUGUAGUGAUGAAACUAGACAUGACAAAAGCCUAUGAUAGGUUGUCAUGGAUAUUUCUCACAAAAGUGAUGAGGAAAAUGGGAUUUUGUGAGAUGUUCAUAAGUUUCAUAUAUGAACUAGUUGAGAAUAACUGGUAUUCUGUGCUUAUCAAUGGCCAACCACAUGGAUUCUUUCACUCAACUAGGGGUGUUAAGCAGGGUGACCCUUUAUCUCCUACACUAUUCAUCAUAGCAGCUGAAGUUCUGUCAAGGGCCUUAAACUCACUGCGUAAUAACUUGUGGUUUACUGGUUUUGGCAUGCCUAAGUGGAGUCCAAAAAUCAAUCAUCUUGCCUAUGCAGAUGAUACCAUCAUUUUCACAUCAUCAUGUAAGAUUUCACUUGGCUUGAUCAUGAGGGUCUUGACUGAGUAUGAAGCAGCCUCAGGACAGUUGAUCAACAAAGCAAAGAGUUCUGUGUACUUACAUGAUAGGGUAGAAGAGGAGAUACUUCAAAAGGUGGAAAGGGUAACUGGUAUUUCUAGGAAGGAGUUUCCUCUGAUAUACCUUGGAUGCCCUAUAUAUUACAACAGGAGUAAGAUGGAAUUCUACUCAGAACUGCUGGCUAAGACAAUGCCUAUGCACCUAUUGGCAGCUGUGGAUCCUCCAUCUUUUGUAAUGGACAAGCUGCACAAGAUCUUUGCUCAGUUUUACUGGAGUAAUAAUAUAGGAGAGAGUGGCAGGCAUUGGGCAAAAUGGAAAAAGGUCUGUCUGCCUGUGCAAGAGGGAGGACUAAACCAUCCCCUAUGGAGUGCUUUCAUGAGCAACAAAUAUUUAAAGAAAAAUAACUCUAUUUUUGUCCCUUGGAAACAAGGGUCUUAUGGAUGGAGGAAAAUGUUGCAGGCUAGGGACCUGAUGGAUCAUCAAAUUUGGUGGCAACUGAGAAUGGGCUCUUUAUUAUUCUGGUUUGAUAACUGGACUGGGCUAGGUCCAUUAUAUUUCAUUGUCCCUCCUGAAUUUCAAUGUAAUGAAGCCGUAGAGAAGGUGUCUGAUGUAGUUACUGAUGGUAGGUGGCAUGUGACUGGCAUCAGAAAUAAUUUGCCUGAGGAUUUGGCUGAAUACAUCUUGCAUGAAGUAAAGCCACCUGCUAAACCUGAAGAGAUUGACAAGCCUUGGUGGAUGUUGGAGCAAAAUGGAGAAUUUACUGUCAAAUCUGCAUGGGAAUAUUUAAGGAGCAGAGGUGAAAAGAAGGAGGUGUAUAAGAAAAUUUGGGUCAAGGGAUUGCCAUUCAAGAUAACUUUUCUGAUGUGGAGAGUAUGUCACUUCAAAAUUCCUCUUGAUGAGGAAGUAAAGAGCUGGGGAUAUCAGAUGCCUUCCAGGUGCUUUUGUUGUGUAGCACCAAAGAAAGAGACUGUCCCUCAUAUAUUCUUGAGAAGUACCACUGCACAAGCAACAUGGAAAUAUUUUUGUGCAGCAGCUGGAAUAAAUGUUGAUGGUAUGCACUUGCAUCAGGUGAUUAUGCAAUGGUGGACAGCUGAUGUUCCAGCCAAACUUCAGAAUAUCUUCUAUGCUAUCCCAUCUAUCAUAGUUUGGCAGCUUUGGAAGAAAAGAAAUGGAGAUAACCAUAGGGACAAGGUGUCAACUAGAAGAGUUAUAUAUCAGGCUUCUACUGAUGUUCAGUAG
Lycium barbarum (goji berry) is the source of this 1803-nucleotide messenger RNA. RefSeq lists its product as uncharacterized. The coding region runs from base 1 to 1803 and encodes 600 amino acids. Lineage: Eukaryota; Viridiplantae; Streptophyta; Magnoliopsida; Solanales; Solanaceae. The record is from RefSeq and is a predicted model, not a curated record. The transcript is spliced from 3 exons.